UUUCGUGUUCACUGUUGUUCUCUUACUUUCCAAAUCCUCCCAGUGGCUUCUCUGACGGUCGGAUCCAAGAAACUUACAGCCUCAACACGGAGUGUGCCACGUCAGUAGAAUACCUUGAGCGGGUCCUGUGUGACACUGUGUGUGUCCCGCGCGGCGAAUUCCGUUUUUUUCGGUAUCUUUGAGACCACAAGUCUUCUAACUGUCAAAUAUUCUCAUUUCCCCUCUGUGUUUCGUCUUUCUGGAGCGUUACCGUGCGCUUGCCAUUUUUAAAUUUCAGCCGCGACCGAGGCGUCGCCCAUCGCGUGCAAGGCGCGUCGACAUGCAUGGCCUCUUCAGCGUCAACUUCUGUUUCCUGACGGCGCGGGCGAGUCUACCCCAUGCUUCGUCAUUUCCUUUCCCGAUUUAAUUUUUUUGACGAGUUUGUGAUUCCUCAUACCUCUGGAAGACCCCCUGCGUUCCUCAGGUCUCCACACACAGUCCAGACGACGGCGUAUAGCGACCGAGGUGACCGCAACAGGAACGCGUGAGCAUCUUUGUCACAGCUUCUUCGCUUCUUUCCCCCUAUAUUGAUUCAUGGAAGCUGAUUCAACAGCGCAAUGCCUGCACAACUCGAGAGAGAGGCGACGGAAGCGCAACAGAAGACCUGGGAGAGCGCCCGAAGGAGGCCUGAAGGACAUUGGAGAAGCACAAGGCGAACUUGAGACGAUGGAAUAGAUCUCACAAACUUGCGGAGGCGAAUCCAGCGAGGAAAUAGACACGAGGGAAGGCAGACAAGCGGAGCGCCAUUCGCAGGAAUGUGUACGAGACGACUUCCGCCUCUCUGCUUGAAAACAUGGAGAGGCCAAAGGGGGUGCUGUUGAAGCUCCGUCCUGUCUUCCAAACGGGGCACUCGGUGCUUCCUGAUAGGAUCGCCUCGACACGGCACUGUUUGGAGUUUCAGAGGAGAGAGGACAGUGUCGAGAAGCGAAAAAGAGGUCGAAUCUUGACAAAGAUUUUGUCGUUCUUCUCUUUGCCACCGACCUCAUGUGAAGACUCGAAUCGCGUAGACUCCCGAAACUCUCCUCGAAAGCACAACACACAUUUGACGCUCAGGGCUUCCGCUCCUCUCAGUCGCAUCUCUUGUUUCCUCUUCUUUCUCUCUUUGGUCGAGUCCGUUCGCUCUGUCUGUCCCCAGAAACCAAAUAGAGAAAUUCGCUGGAAAAACAGCGACAGCUGGUUCGCGGAUCGAAACUCAGUUUUAGGUUUGCCUUCUUUCUGUCGAGGGGAGACGGGAACUUCCCUCAAGAACAGACUUCGCUUUCCACCUCCGAGAUCCACCGUGAACCUCCUUGCCAGCUUGUCAGCAGCCUCGCCACGGACACAGCCUUCUUUGUUUUCUCCAACUUGGGGAGACCAGCCUGGCUCCCCUCAUUCGCACGCGCCUGCCGUGUCUCGACCCUCCAUCUCGCUGCUCUCUCCUUCGUUUCCUUCCUCGCAAAGUUCCCCUGCUUCCAGUUCUUCUUCGUCUCCCCUGUCUCCUUGUCUCCCUUCUCUCCUUCCUGCUUCUGCCACAGACCGCCUCACGACACGGCUGAGAGCUUCUGCGAACUCGCUUCUACAACGUCAGCUGUGUACUGGCACAACCGCCUCACCGGAGACUCCCGUCUCUGCCCUUUCUCCCUUGCUCUUUCUGCCGGCGUCCCCCGCGCGGGCCUCGCUCUCUACGUGGAGAAACCUACACCCGUCUCGUCGUAGUUCCUGCUUCUCUUUGUUUUCUUCUUCCCUCUCGUUAGGUCAUCCUCGGUCUUAUCCAGUCUUCAGUGCUUCGCCGUCCGCUCCCUUCCUGCCUGCGUCUUCCACUGCCUGCCUGCCCUAUCUGCACUCUUCUUCUCCCUAUCCGUAUGGCGCCGGUCCUUCUUCUUCGCGUUGGUCAUCUGCCCGUCUCUCGUCCUCUGCUUCUGCUUCUUUAUCUCCUUCCUCUUCUUUAUCUCCUCCCCAGGCAGGUCUGUUUUCUGCGCCCUCUGGUUCGAGGACUGUCUCCUUCUGGGAUCACGCCAGCCGCGCUCUCGGGAGUCUGGGGGACUACUGGCGGAACCACCGUGUGAGUCUUCAGCACUUUGACGAGGAAGAAGACUCGCAAAGAGUGCCUGACAAAGGCCCGUGCGGCCUUCUCAGCGCAGGAGAAAGAGCCGCAAACAGAGGUUCCAAGAAUGGAGAAAAGACACGAGAAAACGCUUCUGCCAGUGAUGUUGGAGAAGGCAGGCAGGCGGCCGAGGACGCAGAAACAGGAAUGACGAGGAAAGAAGACGAGACGAAGACACACGGAAUCGUGAGCUGCAAACGCUCGCGUGUCUCGGUCGUGAGGCUGUUCAAGGAGCUCCGCGCGACCGUCGACCCGUGGAUUUUUGCGGCCUCGGUGGCUCUGUCUAUUCUUGUCUCCUUAGCCUCUUUCCGGCGUUCGUUUCUCUCUGGGCGGCUCUACGACCGCGCGGCCUGUCUCGCGCAGCCUAUCACUGGUGGAAAGUCUUCGACGUCUCCUCAGCGGUCGUUUCUCGCUUUCGCACGCAAAGCGCCCACAGCAGACGACGCACAGGAAAAACGCACACUCUACGCACUGCUCCGGAGACACGCGGUUCGACUGCUCUUCCCCUCUUCCUCUGUUCCUCAUUCAACGGAUUCGUCCCCUUCCUCGCUGACGUCUCAGUCACCUUCUUCUCCUUCUUCUUCUUCGUCUCCUUCUUUGUCGGCCUCUUCGUCAGCUGAGCAGCGAGGGCGAGAGUCAAGUUUCUUGCGGCAGGGCGUGAGGGGGCUCUUGCUGAGAAGCACUGGAGUUGGAGGAGAGAGAGCUAGGUCUUUCUUUUCGCUGCCUUCGACCGCAACAGAAGCAGAGCGAGACCUCUCACCCGUCGAGAGAAGCGAGCGACGAAUGCACGCCUUCUGGACUCUCCUGCCGCUCCUAGGGCGCCUGGCAGCCUUCUCAUGCGUAGAACUCGUCGGCGGCGUACUCAGAAACUUCCUCGCUUCUUUGACGCGCUGCAGAAUCGAAGUUAACAUGCGAAAGCGUUUGUUCAGAAGUCUCAUUCGACAAGACAUGUCCUUCUUCGACUCUCACUGUGUGGGGACGCUGGCGAGUCGGCUUAUCAACGACACUGAAGAUCUUCAGGCACUUGUGAGUGACGGAGGAACGAAGCUGUUGACGGCAGUGUUGAACUGCGUCGGAGGGAUUUCCAUGAUGGUCGCCACAGACGCGACAAUGUCAGUCGUCGGCCUACUAGGAAUUCCUCUCUUCCUCGCCGCGACGGGGCAUGCCUCGAAACUCUCUGGAUACUACGGACUUCUGAUCAAUGACGCACUCGCAGAGGGAAACACAGUGGCUACCGAGGCGCUGGCGAACAUCGAGGCUGUCCAGGCGAACUGCGCGGAAUCGAGGGAGGUGACGAAGUACGAAGCCUCCCAGAACGCGUAUAGGAAUCUCUUCAGCAAGACGCAGUUCUCGGAAAGUAUCUUGAACCAGACAAAGCAACUGCUGCUUCAGUCAGCGGACUUCCUUCUCCUCGUCCUCGGCAUGUAUCGGGUCGUGAGAGGCGAGAUGACCUUGGGGAGAUGCUUGGCAUUUCGCUCGUACUUGAGGAAACUGUAUUCGGGGCUCGACAGGCUGCUUGAGAUCUACGGAGACUUCCACUUUUCGCUUCAGUCGUCGGAGAGGUACUUCGACUUGGUCGACCGCACUCCUGCGAUCCAAGAUGGAGAGGACGAGCCGCCGGACCGCCGAGAGAAAGACGGGGAAACAACUGCAGAUCCGAGCCAGACGGAACUUCAAGCAGACGAAAAACAACUCUUGGGAGAACAAGAGACGAAGCGACAGUCCUCCAGGGGAACUGACGAGACUGUCCUCGAGUUCAAAAAUGUCUCUCUCGCCUUCCCGAGUUCGGCCCUCUCAGGAGGUCAGGAGACAGCCUCCGAAGCACGGCGGGAGGAGGACGACGACUCUGCGGGGAGACGAAGGAGACGCGGAGAGGUUCUCGCCGAUGUCUCCUUCCGAGCGGGGAAGGGAGAGAUCAUGGCAAUUGUGGGCCAAUCAGGAGCUGGAAAAUCGACGCUAGCGAAGCUGAUGCAUCGCUUCUACGAUCCCCAGGAAGGCGCGAUUCUCUUGAACGGCAGAGACAUUCGAACUCUGCGUCUCCGCGACUUACGCUCUCGCAUAGGCUUCGUUGAACAAGAGCCGCAUCUGCUGAGACAGAGCAUCGCAGAAAAUAUCGCCUACGGCUUGUACUCUCCUCGGCCGACGCUGCUUCAUCGCGCGCGACUUCCCUCGCGCUCUCCACUGUCCUCGGCUGAGGGACGAAACUCGCGCAUGUCUUGUUCUUCUGGUCCUUCCUGCUUUGGAAACCUCUCCCGGCUGGAUCCGAGAGAAAACGAACUGCAGACAUCCGCGGCAGGUCACGGGCGCCUGCUCGCAAGCGACGGGACUGCCUCCAGCAACGAACGACAGGAAGAGGACGACGAAGAAGAGUUGGAGGAAAUUUUGAGUGCGAAGGAAGCCGAGUCUUGGCCGCGAGAACUCCUGAGAAAAACUGUCAGAGCGGCAAAAAUCGCGCAUGCACACGAAUUUAUUCGACGCCUGCCUCAAGGGUACUUCACCCUCUGCGGAGAUGGAGCGCCUGUGAGACUCUCAGGCGGACAGAAACAAAGAAUUGCAAUUGCGAGGGCCCUCUGCCGAGAUCCUCAGGUGUUCGUCUUCGACGAAGCGACGAGCUGUCUAGACACCGCAACGGAGGCUGCGGUUGAGGCGACGCUCGACCUCCUUCGAAAAAAUCAAAAGACCAUCUUCGUCAUUGCUCACAAACUUGCAACCACACAAAAAGCCGAUUUUCUCCUUGUUUUAGACAAAGGCUGCAUUGUGGAGCGCGGCCGCCCGGAGGAAAUUCUUGAGCAACCCAACUCGCGAUAUGCUCAACUUUUUGCCGACGAAAAACCGAAGGAAUCUGUUUAGCUUUCCAUCUCAGCUCUCCGCGGUGCUGACUUUCAUGUUCCAUGUCGCUACACAACAUGUCGAUAUAUAUAUAUAUAUAUAUAUAUGCUUGAAUACAUGAAUAUACGUCUUUUGGAACACGGAAGGAGGCAUCUACACAGAGAUCACAUAUGUGCAUGCACAUGGAUAGAUAUUUGUACGGGGGACAGCAUUUGUUGGACUGUUGCUUCUGAAGUACUGCGACACCGUGAAACAUGACUGCGAGACUCUGUGGGUCUUCAAACGGUGUGAACACCAAAGGAACAGAAACACAAACAUAAGAACAUACCUACGAUUUGUCUCAUAAAUCUACAUACAUAUAUAUAUAUAUAUAUAUGUCAGAAUGUAUAUAUGACAGUAUAUAUAUAUAUAUGUAUAUAUAUAUAUAUAUAUAUAUAUAAAUAAAUAAAUAAACUGAAUUGUUUCUUUAGGUUCGUUGUUUCGUUGCACCUGGAUUGUCUGCUAUGCAAGGCGAGCCUCGCUCACGCGAGGCUGGUGCGCGUCUUCCGACUUUGAUUGGUUUGCUCGAGGAGGGAAGUGCAGAGAAAGGUGCAUCAAGAGAGCCAAGUCUCUUCUUGACUGGUCUGGACCGCAGUCUUUCUCACGCGGCAGAAGGAAAUGACGGUUUUUGAAUACAGACCUGUCUAGGUGGUGGAACGAAGAAACACUACUCAGCAGCGCAGAGAAGCGCCUUCGUGCGGUUCAGGAAACGCCUGCAGCAACGGAGGUUUUCCAGAGUGGAGAAGUGCAGACAGCGGGGGAUUGCCGCUUUUCGAAGACAGCGACUCGUGGAAGGAGGCAGACAAAGGAACGCUGAAGACGGAGAGGAGAGAACGAGGUCGCCUUGCCUCACACAGAGGCGCAGUCCUAAGGCAGGAGAAGAGUCGAACGCUGCGGGCGUUGAAUGGCGUGGACAACGGGGACGCUGACAGCGCAUGCGAGAGAGAGAAAGGACGCAAGCAAAAAAGGCGACGAAGCGUCUGACGGAACAGACGUUCACUUGAAGUGGGUGAAAGAGGGAGAACGGUCCCCGAGAAGAGAAGGACAGAAACAUGAGAAGGGAGAGGAGCGACCGGAAGAAAGAUGGACACAAGGUUCGUGUUUCCUAAUAAGAAACGAAGGUUUUUUUGAGAACCAGUGUGAACACAAGCCUUUCAGAUCUCCCUCGGCGCUUCGUCGAUGUCUCCAGUGGCUUCUGUUCGAAUGCAAAGUUCAAUUUCCUGAUCCA
Molecule: messenger RNA, 6218 nt
Organism: Toxoplasma gondii ME49
Lineage: Eukaryota; Apicomplexa; Conoidasida; Eucoccidiorida; Sarcocystidae
Product: ATP-binding cassette sub-family B member 5
Exons: 12
Coding region: 833-4972 (1379 amino acids)
Biological process (GO): transmembrane transport
Cellular component (GO): membrane
Molecular function (GO): ABC-type transporter activity; ATP binding; ATP hydrolysis activity
Source: RefSeq, a predicted model, not a curated record